This is a messenger RNA of Cydia pomonella (codling moth), 4079 nucleotides long. Its product is annotated as pentatricopeptide repeat-containing protein 2, mitochondrial-like. The transcript is spliced from 9 exons. The record is from RefSeq and is a predicted model, not a curated record. Gene Ontology annotation, molecular function: protein binding; RNA binding. Gene Ontology annotation, cellular component: mitochondrion. Gene Ontology annotation, biological process: regulation of mRNA processing; mitochondrion organization; multicellular organism development. NCBI's taxonomy places the organism in Eukaryota, Metazoa, Arthropoda, Insecta, Lepidoptera, Tortricidae. The coding region runs from base 107 to 1252 and encodes 381 amino acids.
GUGUUGAAGGUUUGCGGCACCGUCGACGUUAAAAAAAAGAAAUGUCAAGUCUUUUCUAACCUUAAAGUCUAAACAUUCGUAAUCUUAUUAAAAUUGUAAAGUUAAAAUGUCUCAGUUAAUAAAUACUUUCUUAAGGAAUCCUGUCCUAAAGAGUGUAAGAUUACAUGUGCCAUGUCGGAUGAUUCAGUUAACUCCAGUUCAGCAACUGUACGCGCCUGCAGCCCUGGGAAUCGAUGGCUAUCUUCACGCGAGGAGGAGAAUCAAGGAACAAUUCGCAAACUUUACCGACAAAUUCAGGACAAAGAUGACUGAAUUUGUGGGUGACUCCAAGAACAUGGUGUUCACAGAGGAUCUGAAGAAUAUGGUGCACAUUGCUGAGCCUUCAGAUUUGGAAUUGUGUCUUAAAAUGGUUAAAAAAUUCAACACACAAAGUUCAGAGUAUCGAUUUGGAUCCUUUGUGUUUGGACCAGUAGUAAUGAGAAUGUUUCAUUUUUUGGAUGCACCUAAUGAAGCUUUAAAGUGUUUUGAAGACCCAGAAAAUGGUGAUUUCUUUGACCAACUAGUGACAUACCAGAUAUUGCUGGACCUCCUGUACAGUCACCAGAUGUACGAUGACAUGUUCAGGGUGUUUGAGAGAGUGAAAGAUCGCCAGAUCAACAUGUCCAAGUAUCCAAAAUAUCCAGUAGUUUUAAUACUUGCAGCUUGUUAUAAACAGAAUACACCGCAAAGUAUGGAAUAUGCGUCAAAGUUAUGGUCAGAGAUGAGCAAAACAGGCACUAUUCCACUAAGAAGAGCAUGCACAUUCUUUGCUGCACUAGCCCUUAAGCAGGGCGCCCCCCACAUAGCACUAGAGUCGAUAUCGUCACAGAAACAACAUUAUGUCACAAUACGAAACAUCAAGGCGACAGCGUUAGCGGCCAUGGGCAGAGUGGACGACACGUUACCGGUGCUUCGAACUGUAUUGGACAUCGAUUCGCCGCAGCAGAAAGACAAACACACGUUCUUUGAAGAAACUAUAUUAAAAGUAAAGGAGGCAGUGGAGAAGAGCGAGAAUAAGGACUUGAAGAAGGAGUUCGAUGAUAUUCACAAAGCGUUGGUAGAUCGACAGUUAAUAGAUUCUAAACAGACGCUGGACAUGCUGCUGAACGCCGAGAUCACAGCGGCGAAGAAGACCGACGGGCCUGGCAGCGGUAUGCCUUCAUACAAAAAGCCACAUAUGCCCUAUGGACUUAGGCAGAAGAGGCGUAGCUAAUGUAAUAGUUGAUAUUAUUAGAUAUGGGUUCAUCUUCUUGUCUGGCACAUCUUUACAGUUAGGUCGAUAUUUGAACGGAUUAUUUCGUUGUGACUGUUCUCAAAUAAUUUCAAUAGUAGAUGGAUUGGCGAUUACAUUAAAAGCAGUUACUUGCAACACAUAGCUCACAUUUAAAAAAAUUGUAUUGGAGUAUCGUAACCCAAAAUGGCGUAAACACCAAUCUGUCCAUUUUUUAAUAUGCAGUCUAUGUUCGAGUCCAUAUAUUUCGUCAGGUGACAACAAAAAUACAGUAAUUACUACCAAAACUUCAGAGCCAUAGUGAACCGUACUAGCAACAUGAUAAGAAUGAAUUUUGUUUAAUUAUUUUUAUGUAAUUAGUGAGUUUUGGAUGUUUGGAUUUUGUAUUUGUAAUGCCUACGCCAAUUCUUGGGAUUAGUUGCCAAGCGGCUCCUAUGAGUCGUGGCAAAAAUGCCGGGACAACGCGAGGAAGAUGAUGAUGAUGGAUAUUUGGGUCUCAUUGUUUCCCAUAAAGUUUUAAGUCAUAAUGUAUUGCUAGUCCGCAUUUUCGUUAGUCAAAAUUUGGUUUUUCUUAGAAACGCGUAUUUUUUCAGGAUUGCCAUAAAACAAACCUAACCUAUCUAUAGAAUAACCUAACGAAAAUCCUGAAAAGUUAACGAUUUCAGAGUUAUGACUAAUGAUAAUCUGACUAUCAUUAAUUUCAAUAAUUAUACCAAACCAAGGAAUCUGUGGAUAUUUACAUUUGUUAAAUUCUGUAAUAUUGGUCAUUAUGCAACAUAAUGUAAUUUGUGAGUGUUUUUAUUUCUGGAGAUAACUGCCAAAAAGUAUUUUCCAUCGUACUUUUGUGAUUGCAUUGCAUAAUGGGUGAUAUUGGGGUCGUGACUCAUGACCGUGAAUGUCAAAAAUGUUUUAUAUUGUCAUACUAUACUAAUUCCCCCAUGGGACACAAAAUUCCCCCAUUUUCACAAAAUCGCUAAAUAAAAUCUAAUAGGGAGUAUUACUGCAAUGUUCUGCCGCCAGAGUGCAGCACUAGCGCCUUUCGUAAACCAUAGGCUUAUACAUACUGUGCUUUAAACUGUUUUUGACAAGUUUUCACAGAUAAUAAAACAUGACAUUGAUGCAUCAAGGCGGUUUGUUAACAAAGGGCCUAUCAGGAAACGCGAAAAUCGAAAUUUAGUUAUCUGCCUCUUCAUCGCUCGAAUAUGCAAGAGCGAUAGAGAGGUAAGAUAACGAAAUUACGAUUUUCUUGUUUCGCGGUAGAUCCUCAGAUUGUGAUGGAUUGUGGUAGUGGCGCCCCCUAUGCAGAGUUGCCCCCCUGAGCAGAGCAAGCAGAGACACUUCGAGGGCCCGAAGUAGACGAAAUGUAUGGGCCCAGGGGUAUAUUUUUUUCACGAUUUUCAUAUUGGUCCCAUGAGAAAUCUUGUUCAGUAUGACCAUCUUAAUGCGAUUUUGACAUUCGUGAUCACCUCCCUAUAAUCACCCAGUGUAAACAAUCAGUGGAUUAUUUUUUAUUUGUAGUAAUCAUAACUUACAUAAACCUGUAAAAAAUUGCAAAUUGUAGGUACUUUUUCAAAUGGCCGAGGCGAACUUUGAGGUUAGAAUAAAGCGAGAUAUAGAGGCCAAUUUAAACUAACAUUGUGACAUCAAAAUGAAGCAUGCAUUUCGCUUGUAGGGUCAUGUGUUAGACAGUGGCUCAUUGGAAAAUUAUGAUAACAUAAUGGCUAUAUUUUAUCAGUCCGCAACUUUUAGAAAGCUCUCGGUACGCGAACACAAACGAGCCUAUCGGUUGGCUUACACAUCCCAAAGUGUUUUCGUCAGGAGGACUGUUUUGUUUCGGUGGUGUCGUCAAGCUCACCAUACUUAUUAACCUAUCGAAUGAGCUAAUGCUUUUACGGAUACUGGAAAGCGAUAUGUAAACAUACUACAUACCUAUACGAGGCCUGGACGUUAGUGAGAUGACGAUAUGAGUUGUGCUGGUGUCCGACUUUAUUACCUACAUGUAAAUGAGUUUCACAUGAUUAUCCACCUGGUUUCUUGAGCUUAAUAGCCGCCUCCAAACCUCCCCUUAUAGCGACCCCUUUCCUCACACAAAAUUUACCUUAAGUUCAUAUUAGCCUCACUGGAUCACUGUUCACUCUGAGUACUGAUAACGUUGGUCACAAUCUACAAGAGACACAUCAUUAUUCUAAUAACACCAUAAGAACGUCCUUGACUUGAUCUAAAAUCAAAUAUCACUCCGCCGUAGAUUUUUUCGCACACAACCUCCUUUUUCCUACUGUCGUUCUCAUCUACCCUCUCAACUUCAGCCAAAAAAUCCCAAUUACCUAGAAGCGGUUAUUUAACAUAUACGUGACUACUAGCGCCAUCUACUCCAUGACGUUGGCAAAUAUUAGCCGGUUCGCAAUACGUUCGCGACAGGUGGUUCAAAUUAGUGAUUGAAAGCGAGUUUAAUUUUGUUCUAGCUACUAAUCCGUUAUUAAUAUCUAUAUGCUCACUGUAUUUUCGACAUAAUAUGCCAAUUAUCGCACUAGUGAUGUAAUGUGACAAUUUAUGCACUAGUGCGGUAAAGUAGCACCAUAGGUACUGUAAUAGUACAUUACGAUACAAUCGCGAAAAAUACUAAAUUCGAAACGAGUGGCGAUAAACGGCCCAUCGAAAAAAAGUGAGCCACUGUUGACUACAUGACCCUACUUGUCGGUACGCACGGGUGACUAACAUCAUUUAGAUAUCAUUUUAAUGUCAUGAUGUAAAUUUGAAUCGGCCUCUUAUAAAAGUAAACAAGACCUAUAACAAAAACACAAGUCCAUGU